CCUCUUCGUUCAUCGACUUCUUACAUCUUUGUCACUUAAGACUCAAUGAAUUCAAUAAAGAACGACGCCUUCCUGGCAGGUCCAGCAAAAAAGAGUAGAUUUCAUGGACAAAGGCCGUGUCAGGUAUUCUCAAAUCUUGCAAGAAAUCAUCCUGAUGCCAUCGCACUCAUCUGGCAAGAUGAAAGACUGUCGAAAAGGUGUGAGAUGACAAUGGACCAACUAGAGAAGAAAAGCAACAAAAUGGCCCGUGGAAUACUCCAACAUUGCGGUCAAUGGGUAGCACCAAACAAGGAUGGUGACCUUGUUAUUGUUGCAUGUGUUCCACCAUCCUGGAAGUUUGUCUGCACAAUCCUUGCCAUCUGGAAGGCUGGAGCCUGCUACCUUCCUGUAGAACCACCGGCACCCAAAGAGAGAGUGAGGCAUAUGCUGCAAGAAACCAAACCAUUUCUUGUCAUUGCUGACUGGGACGACGAAGACUUAUUUCCUGAUGUUAAUAAAAUAAGUUGGUGUUCUCUUGUGCAUAGCUCCAAAGAUCUGUCUGAUGGACCGUUGACCUAUGAAGAACCUUACACCACCAGGAGUGACCCUAUUGACAUCAUUCUUUAUACUUCAGGCAGUACUGGUCUCCCAAAAGGAGUAAGAAUCAAGAGUUGCUCAAUUUUGAAUAGAUUGGAGUGGCAGUGGAGAACGUUCCCUUAUAGCAAAGAAGAAAAAACUUGUUGCUUUAAGACUUCUACUACUUUCUUAGACUCGGUGACAGAGGUUUGGGCGCCAUUACUAAAUCCAGAUUUCCCACUGCCUGUGUUGAUUUUGCCAAGGAGUGCUCGUUCUAACCCCCAACUUCUGGUAUUUCUACUAAAUAAGUAUAAAGUUGAUAGAAUCAUGUUAGUCCCAACACUACUCAAGUUGAUUCUCACAUAUUUAAAAAUCACAAAUGACAACGCUAGCUUAAGACAGCUGAAGUUGUGGGUUUGCACUAGUGAAACUUUAUCGUGCUCUCUUGCUGAGGAGUUUUUUGACUGGUCAGAGAGAAAUGGCGGUUCACGAAUACUGUGCAACUUUUAUGGAAGCACUGAAACAAUGGGUGAUGUAACUUACUAUGUAAUGAAAAGUAAACAGGAUAUUAUGUUCAAAGGCAAAGUACCAAUCGGUAGACCUGUUGAUAAUACAACCGUGUAUCUGCUUGAUGCCCAGAUGAGGCUAGUAAACAGUGGAGAGAUUGGAGAAGUUUACAUAACAGGCAAACAAGUAGCGGCAGGUUAUGUCAAUGGUAGAGAUGCCUUCAGAUUUAUUGAGAAUACCUCCACAGCUGAUCCAGAAAACAAAAUCUUAUUCAAGACUGGUGAUUAUGCCACCGUCUACAAUGGGAUCCUGAUAUUCGAAGGAAGAAAUGAUUCACAGGUAAAAGUGAGAGGGAACCGAGUAGAUUUGUCCGAAAUUGAAACAGCUCUCAAUAAAUUACAAGAAGUUGAAAAAGGUGUUGUACUCUGCUAUAACCCUGGCCAGAUUGAUCAGGAACUGGUGGCAUUUGUACUGUUAAAUGAAGGAGUGCUUACUGAGCCAGCUGACAUUCAGAAAUUAUUAUCGAAAAGUCUUCCAUCAUAUGCCAUUCCACAGGUGACAAUGAUAGACCAGGUUCCAUUACUUGUCAGUGGUAAAAUUGAUAGGCAAUGUCUCCUUCAUCAUCACAAUCAAUUAGCAGGAUUUACCCAUGAGAUGAAAUUCGAUUUCAACGAUUUACCCGACGAAAAUAGGCCGGCAAUGAGAUGUCUGUGGUCAACAUUGGCUUCAGUGUUGCCCCACGCCAUCCGGAAACUCUCACCAGAGGCAAACUUCUUCAAUAUUGGAGGAAAUUCACUAAAUUCAGUCCUGACAAUCGCAAAGCUCAGCGAAGCAGGUUAUAACAUUAGUAUAUCAGACUUUAUCAGGUCUGGAACAAUACUGGAAAUAGUAAAUAAGAUGACACCGAAUACUAACGGGAAUAAACCUAAUAAUAAAAUAGAUUUAAAUAAGUAUAAAUUUGACCAAAUCUCAGAAAAAUAUAAAGCAGACAUUUAUAGAAUCAUUCCAGAUAGCUUCGUCAAUAAAUCUGUUAUUGAAACGAAUAUGGAGUCUAAAGUGGAAAAGCGUGAUUACAUUCAACUGCUUGAUAUUGUCUGGCCUACAUUUAUUAAUAAUCCACUCAGUUUUGUGGUAAAGGACAUCAAUACAGAUGAAGUAGUCAGCUGCAUGCUCUUAAUGGACAUCAUCGAUGAUACAACCUUCAGAUUACAAUCAAAUUUAGAUUAUGUUAUCGAGUUCUUUGAAUUCCUAGAAGAACCAAUAAAAAAGACAGUUCUUCCGAAAGGUAAAACACUGUACAGCGACAUGCUUGCUACAGACCAAAGACUGAGACCACAAGAGAACAUUGAAUUGACCUUGGCAAUGGAAUGGAAAACAGAAGAUAUAGCAAGGCAGAAUGACUUCAUCGGCAUCUUCACGACUAACACCAGUCCACUCACAAGGCAACUCUCAGAGAGGGUACUUGACUACAAGCAGUUAAAAAGUUUUCAAUUGAACCAAUUCGUUGCCUCUGAUGGGACAAGGCCAUUUAUGAAAGCUGAUGAUAGUAUUUUAAUAACAUGUGAAUUCAAACAACUUUAUUAAGUUGCCUAUACCAAAUAAUUAUUAUUGAAAUGAAAAAGAUUAAUAAUUAAGGCACGCGUAAGCCAUUUGUUUAUGGACUUUGAAAAUUAAAUACAUUCUUGUUUAUUACAUAUAUAUUAAAAAAUAAUUGUUAAUAGAAAGGUACGAAAGGUUUCAUGAGAUGAAGUAUGAACAAACUCAAGUUUGACAUACAGCCUUCUGAUUCUCGAAGUAUCACUCAUUGUUUAUUUUUAAUAUGUGAAUAUGAAAAAUGAAUAUGUAAUAAAGUUUUAUAUUAGUA
Molecule: messenger RNA, 2926 nt
Organism: Nezara viridula (southern green stink bug)
Lineage: Eukaryota; Metazoa; Arthropoda; Insecta; Hemiptera; Pentatomidae
Source: the annotation of a GenBank genome assembly